AUGAGCAACGCACAAGCAUAUUACGAGCUUUAUCGCGGGAGCAGCCUGGGCCUGUCCCUUACCGACACCCUCGAUGACUUGAUCAAUGACGGCCGAAUCGAGCCCCAGCUCGCCAUGAAGAUUCUUUCCACUUUCGAUCGAGUGAUUACCGAGGUUCUCGCAGACAAAGUGCGUGCCAGGCUUACGUUCAAGGUAAAUAUAUCCUGCGGAACACCGUAUCAGAGAAGUCCCGCUAGCCUCGUUGUCGAAUAUCAAAGAUUAACAGUUUCUCUCUCCAAACAGGGCCAUCUGGAUACAUAUCGCUUCUGCGACGAAGUAUGGACAUUCCUCAUCAAAGACGUCACCUUCAAACUGGACAACCAGACGACCGUACAAGCGGAUAAAGUGAAGAUUGUGAGCUGCAACAGCAAGCGCCCCGGCGAGGUAUAG
This is a messenger RNA of Aspergillus bombycis, 429 nucleotides long. Its product is annotated as transcription initiation factor IIA subunit gamma. The coding region runs from base 1 to 429 and encodes 142 amino acids. Gene Ontology annotation, molecular function: TBP-class protein binding; RNA polymerase II general transcription initiation factor activity. Lineage: Eukaryota; Fungi; Ascomycota; Eurotiomycetes; Eurotiales; Aspergillaceae. Gene Ontology annotation, biological process: RNA polymerase II preinitiation complex assembly; transcription initiation at RNA polymerase II promoter. Gene Ontology annotation, cellular component: transcription factor TFIIA complex. The transcript has 2 exons. The record is from RefSeq and is a predicted model, not a curated record.